Molecule: messenger RNA, 348 nt
Organism: Tupaia belangeri chinensis (Chinese tree shrew)
Lineage: Eukaryota; Metazoa; Chordata; Mammalia; Scandentia; Tupaiidae
Gene: PYURF
Product: PIGY upstream open reading frame
Exons: 1
Source: RefSeq, a predicted model, not a curated record
AUGUUGAACAGAGCCUGUGGCCGGCUCGCGUUGCUGCAGGGGACACGCGCGGCGCAGCCCGCUGUAGGAGCUUGCAUGCUGCGGGGACCAGGUACUCGGCCUACCUGAGCGAGAGGGCAGAGAAGUCGGCCCCGCACCUUCAACCUGGCGCUGCUGGAGUUCCUGGUGUGCCCGCUCUCCAAGAAGCCACUCCGAUAUGAAGCAACAACAAAUGAAUUGAUUAACAAAGAUUUGGGAAUAACCUAUCCAAUCACUGAUGGGAUUCCUAACAUGAUACCACAGGCAGCCAGGACAACACAUCAAAAUAAGAAGCAAGAAGAAACAGAGCAGCACUAGCUUAUAAUUACA